This is a messenger RNA of Encephalitozoon intestinalis ATCC 50506, 198 nucleotides long. RefSeq names its product subunit Tfb5 of transcription factor TFIIH complex. The record is from RefSeq and is a predicted model, not a curated record. The transcript has a single exon. The coding region runs from base 1 to 198 and encodes 65 amino acids. Gene Ontology annotation, cellular component: transcription factor TFIIH core complex; transcription factor TFIIH holo complex. NCBI's taxonomy places the organism in Eukaryota, Fungi, Microsporidia, Unikaryonidae. Gene Ontology annotation, biological process: nucleotide-excision repair, preincision complex assembly; nucleotide-excision repair; transcription by RNA polymerase II.
AUGGUAAAGGCAACAAAGGGAUAUUUCCUAAGGACAGAACCUAGUGUAAAGGAAGUGAUAUUGAAGCUUGGGGAGACAGAGAACUUCAUAAUAGAAGAUAUAAAUGAUACAUGUAUUUUUAUCACUCCGGAAGCAGCCUCAGAUAUCAAGGAACGGGUGGAGCUUAUAAUGAACAAUGCAAAAAACCCAGGAAAGUAA